AUGAAAUUGCUUGUGUUACUCUUUAUAACAAAAAUGUUUUUGUGUAAAAUUAACAAUUAUAUCAGAACAGAAUACGCUUAUAUAAUACCUUUUCCGAAAAAGAAUAAAUUAUAUAAGCAUAAAAUAAACUUUAACGUGAAAAUUUUUGCAAAUAUUAGAAAGAGCGCAUCGAAUAGACACAUCAAUUUUUUGAAAUGCCUAUCUUUCCCUAGAAAAAGCAUGGAUGAUGUGACAGAAGAAGCAGAAGUUAAGGAGGAAUCCAAAGUAAAGGAAGAAGACAAAGAAACAUCUAAGAGAAAAAUAACAAGUGAUGGAAACACAAAGAUAAAAAAGGCUAAAGGAAAGAGUGAAAAUGAUAUAAAAAAAGGUUCAUUGUUUAACUGUGUCGUUAGGGAAGAGGAUAAAAUAAGCGAUCUGGCAUCACCCAAAUUUAACCCUGCUUAUUUUGAUGUCACUAAUUUAUACUUAUCACAAAAGGAUAAAGAAAAACACAAGUUUAAAGAUUCUUUACUAUUUUCUAUUCUUACCAAUACAUUUAACCAAAUAGAAGAAUUAAAAGGUAGUGGAACAGGUAGCAAGAAGAAUGUAGCAAUUAUCUUGUCCAAUGUGUUUAGGGUUCUAAUUUAUUAUAGUCCGAAUGACUUAAUUCCAGCUGUAUAUAUAACGUUAAAUAAAGUAGCACCCGAUUAUUUAAAUGUAGAAGCAGGAGUAGGUGAAGCAUUGAUUUUGAAAACCAUGUCGGAGGCAUAUAGUAGAACUGAAGGAAGUAUAAAAAAGGAUUUACAACAAAUUGAAGAUUUAGGAAUAAUAGCAGAAAAUUGUUCUUGUAAAAUGAGGACUAUUUUCCCACUACCUCGUUUGACUAUCCAAUCAGUGUUUAAUGAAUUAAAAAGCAUACCAAAUCUCAGUGGUUCUAACUCUCAACAGAAAAAAAGAGAAGUAAUUAAAAAACUAUUAAUUAGUGCUAAAACAGGUGAAGCGAAAUACAUUGUUCGGUUUUUACAACAACGAUUAAGAAUAGGAGUAAAUAGUGCUACAGUGUUACAGGCACUAUCAUAUGCAUUUAUUCUAACACGUCCAUGUAUUCCUGAAGAAAUUGUUAUAAAGGGGAAAGCAAUGAACGAAGAAUUACUAAGGGAGAAAACUAACUAUAGAGAUGAUAAUGACAAUGCUAGUAAUAGCACAGUUGAGGAUGAUAAGAAUAAGAUGAAUGAAGAACAAGGUAAGGAAAUAAAAAUGGAAAAGCUGAAUGAGGAAGAAUUGAACAAUAUAAAGAAAGAAAGGGAAACGGAAAAUGAAGAUGAUAAAUUCAACGAAUUAAUAAAAUCUAUUAAAAUAAGAAAUGAGAAAAUAAGUAAGCCCAAUUUAUUUUAUAACAUAGGAAAGGAAGGAGAUACUCGUUUAUUGCCCAUAUUUAAGGAGUUAAAAAAAAGUUACUGUGAAAUGAACAAUGAUUCUGAUAUUUUUGAAUGUAUGGAAAAAUCUGUGAAGAGUGCUUUGUGUGAAUUGCCUAACAUUGAAAUUAUAAUUCAGAAUUUGUUAAAUGGUGAUGAUAUGAAUACGUUAAGCAAAAAAUGCACAGUGAAAACUGGAGUACCUGUACAACCUAUGUUAGCCAAACCAACAAAAGGAAUACAGGAAGUCCUAGAUAGAUUUAAUAAUGCGACAUUUACAUGUGAAUAUAAAUAUGAUGGAGAAAGAGCACAAAUUCAUUAUGUAGAUAAGGACAAUAUAAAAAUAUUUAGUAGAAAUUUAGAAACUAUGACAGAAAAAUACCCAGAUGUUAUUCAAAUAGUACGGGAUCAAAUUAUUAGUGGUGCUACUGAAUGUAUUAUUGAUAGUGAAGUAGUAGCAUACGAUAUAGAGAAUAAAAAGAUAUUACCAUUUCAGGUGCUAACAACGAGAAAAAGAAAAGAUGUAGAUAUUGAAAAUAUAAAAGUAAAAAUAUGUCUUUUCCCUUUUGAUUUAAUAUGUUGUAAUGGUGUAUCGGUGAUAAAAGAACCAUUGGAGAUUAGGAGAAAACUUUUAUACCAUUUAUUAAAAUGUAAAGAAGGAGUAUUAUGUUAUGCAACUCAUUCCGAAAUGAAUAAUAUUGAGGAUAUUGAUAUAUUUUUACAAGAUGCGAUUGAGAAUAAUUGUGAGGGUUUAAUGGUUAAAACUUUGUUGGAUAAUGCUUCUUAUGAACCAUCUAGGAGAUCAUUAAACUGGUUAAAGGUUAAAAAGGAUUAUAUAGAAGGGUUAUCCGAUUCAGUAGAUUUAGUGCCUAUAGCUGGCUAUUAUGGAAAAGGAAAAAGAAGUGGUGUUUAUGGUGCCUUUGUUUUAGCUACUUACAAUUCAGAAACUGAAAAUUUUCAAACAGUUUGUAAAGCUGGUACAGGCUUUAGCGAUGAAAUUCUUGCUACAUUACAUGAAACAUUGAGUGAUAAAAUAAUACCAAAUAAAAAAUCAUAUUAUGAAGUUUCUGACAAGUUAAAUCCAGAUGUAUGGUUUGAUGCUCAUUAUGUCUGGGAGGUAAAAGCAGCUGACUUGUCUCUAUCUCCUGUUCAUACUGCAGCUAUUGGAAUUUAUUCUGAUGACAAGGGAAUUGGUUUACGAUUUCCCAGAUUUCUAAGACUGAGGGAGGAUAAAAAUCCUGAGCAGGCCACUACAACUCAGCAAAUUGUUGAUUUUUACGAGGCACAAUUUACGUCAAAUAAGAAUAGAAAUAACGACUUUAAUGAGAACAGUGAAAGUGAAUGA
Plasmodium gonderi is the source of this 2739-nucleotide messenger RNA. RefSeq names its product DNA ligase I. The coding region runs from base 1 to 2739 and encodes 912 amino acids. The record is from RefSeq and is a predicted model, not a curated record. The transcript has 2 exons. Gene Ontology annotation, molecular function: DNA ligase (ATP) activity; ATP binding; DNA binding. NCBI's taxonomy places the organism in Eukaryota, Apicomplexa, Aconoidasida, Haemosporida, Plasmodiidae. Gene Ontology annotation, cellular component: nucleus; mitochondrion. Gene Ontology annotation, biological process: lagging strand elongation; DNA repair; DNA recombination.